Molecule: messenger RNA, 2669 nt
Organism: Notodromas monacha
Lineage: Eukaryota; Metazoa; Arthropoda; Ostracoda; Podocopida; Cyprididae
Source: the annotation of a GenBank genome assembly
AUGGACUCUUCGCGCGACAGUCUCCUGCGGACGGUGGCGCACGAGCUCCGCCUCAAUGGUCAAAUCGCGGGCGCCGUGGAGCGGACUUUGGCGCACGGGCGCCACAGCGACGCCCUCGUGCGCCACCAACUCAAAACAGAGAUGCGACGCAGAGAAUACAACCCACACCAGGUCCCUUCUCGCAUCCCCAGCUGGGAGACCAGACCCUACAUGAAAAACCUGGCCCAUGAAGACAGAUUCAGUGACCUUGACAUACCAAGAAAAGCAUCCAAAAAGCAAGAGUCACACUUGGACCAAAUAUUCCACAUCAGUGAUGAACUGCCAGCUCAUUUACAACAAGAGCAAAAGCAUGACUACUUGUGGACUCAUUCAGAAGAUGACUGGUUGAGAGGAGGCAGUAAAUUCCCACAAGUGGCUCCAUCUGGGAGUGAAACCACAAUUCCUAACCUCAUUGGAGACACUGAAGACUACACUGCAGUCACAAGGCAAAAGUCUACAGCAUCUGACACAAGGAAGGAAAACUUGGAGCCUACAGAAGCUUCCAUGGACCCUCAAGACAUGGUGCUCUUUUUGGAGCUCAAGAAACGCAAUGAGCAAUUGGAGAGUUUCCUCAAGGGAACCAAAAUGGCAAUUGAAGGAAGGCGAUCACAGGAAAAGCUGCUGGAGAACUUGGCCAAACUGCUCAGCAACAACAAAGGUUGCAGCAGCAGGAGUCCAAGUGCUCACAAUCAUCAGUACUGUUGUGAUGGUGCCAUGAGCCCUGGUGACCCUGUAACUGUGCCACUCAAUGCCAGUGUGUGUCCUAUGGCUUGCAGGACACAGCCUGGCAAGUACCAUGUCAUGGUACUUGGAAACCCCAGUCCCUGUACAAGUCCUUCUCAACCAGCACCUCCACCUGUUCAUGGAGCUCACCUUCAAGCUGAGCCCACAUGCUCCCACAUUCGAGUUUUCAUGAAGGAAGAGGGUUCACAGACUGAGAACCUGUUGCACAUGUCACAUUUCAUGGGGAAUGAUGGCAAUGCUACAAAGAGAAUGGAGAUCAGGUUCUCCUCAGAAGUACGAUCAGUGGGUUCAGUCAUGCCGCAACCUUCGUACCGCGUGUGCAAAUGCUCAGUCGCCUACUGGUCAACCUCAAAUUCCGCCACCACCGUCACUGAGCACGUGGCAAAGCGGAAGACCAGGUCAAAGCCUCGUUUGACCUGCGCAGCGACCAUUUCACUCGUCUCGACCGAUGAGGGUCAAGUUCACACCAGGGUCAAGGAUGACAAAAGUCGGGUGAAUCAUUCGCCUCAUUCACCCGAGCCAAAAGCUGAACACCUGUCACACCACAGAGUGCAGAGAGUGGAGGCGAUAACAGCUGACCUGAAGCGGGCUUGCAAGGCAGCCAGAAAGUCUGAACAUCACCAUGUCCGCAUCUCGAGUCACUCCCUGGACACUGUCCACACCAAGGACACUUAUGUUUUAUCUAAAACCAAAGAACCCCUGGUUAUAGUUUCUUCAGGGGAUCAAUCAAAAGUGGAGACUGGACAAAAGCAUGGUGAUGAUGAUGAUGAUCUGAGAACCAAGAGCAUCACAAAAAUAAUCCAUAGUCCCAAGGAAGACUUGGAGAAGAGAGCCUCGUCCACGUGCAAAAUAUCUCAGGGACACAUUUCAAGGAAAUCCUCGGGAUCCGUCGGCCGGAAAAAAACAACGCCGUCGUCAGACACGGAGAAACGCGACUCGACGGCACAAGUGAAAGAGGCCAUGAAGGCGGCUCUCGACGCCAUUUGCGCCGACUCCAGAAGCGUCGACAAAACACUGGUCCAGCCAGGAAUUCUUUCUCCUACUUCAUCAUCAUCAUCAUCACCUCAUUCCGCACGCAUUCAAGAAACACCUCAGGAUGGGAACGGAAGAAGAAGAAGCAGCAAGAGCUCGUCAAAAAGCAGCGAAAAUUCGUCAAAGAAAGCUGCGAUCAGACCGAGACGAGGGGAAAAGGGCGGCAAAACUUUCGGCAUUCAUCGAAAGGAAUCUUCAAGCAACGGGUCUCACCAGGAAGACACAUGCCCCAACAUGACCCCCAGUGUUUCCAACUCGCUCGACACUCCAAGCACCGUCGACACAGCCUGUCUAGGACACCUCGGCCUCAUCGCAAAAUCGUCGCUGUCAAUCACGAUGUCGAAAAAAGACAAAAACAACAAAAUCCGCCACGGGCUCAAAAAUAAAAGCAACAACUCGUCCUCCAGCAGCUUUUCACAAGCCGAUUCGAAGCCGAGUGUGAAAAUCCGGUCCGCAGUCACAGAACACGGCGAUGAUAAAACCGAUCCCUUCACUUCCGAUUACGAAAUCACGCCCGCCGUCGCACUGAUGGUCAAUGAGAUUUUGCGCAAAACGCAGGGGAAGUAAUUGAAUAAUUGACCACGCCCCGAGGGGAGGGAAACUGCCUGGACCGAGUUGCUGACGGAUUCACGCCCCAAUUCGAAUUGAAAGAAGAAAAUAUGCGUGAAAAAACACAUACAUUUUUUCCUACUGUUUUUUGUUGUUGUUGUCAUGAUCAGAUUCACUUCGACACUCACCUCAGUUCCGGUUUCCAUUCCGCGGCAAUUCCGUCCACGACCUUUUCUUCGCUCUCUCGAAAAUUUUGAAGCCCUGCAAAAUGGAAGUGAGAUAAUUAAAGCAAUAAUUCUUUCUCA